AUGUGGUUCCUCAUGGGACAUAAUGUCAGGAUCGACAGUGAAGACAUGGGGAUGGAAAAAUGCUGUGUGUCUGAUGGUCAGCUCGUAGGAUCGUCAAUGACCAUGACCACAGCUGCAACAAAUCAGCUUACUGUGUUCCAUCUGCACAGAGAACUGGAUAUGUACUCGAAGUCACUCGACCACCCCAUGUGCAUGACACUCAACUCAAUCGAGCUUGGAGUUGGCUCCACAACCCCUCUGCUGGAAGCCAGCCUAUUCCCGGUGUUGGCUGCCACUUUGUUGCUGGGUGGCCUGCUUAAGGUGGACUGCAUGAGCAGAUGCAUUGUGGGAGAAGGCACAUCUUCGAGAGCCCAUGAGCACAUAAUCUGGAAUGAGUCAGAGCAGCGGAUGAUGAGAUGGUCUUGGAUCGCAGUCAAUAAGAAGUGUGUGCUGGGGGAGAAAACCACAAGUGAUGCAGACUGUUUAUAG
This is a messenger RNA of Laetiporus sulphureus 93-53, 468 nucleotides long. RefSeq lists its product as uncharacterized. The coding region runs from base 1 to 468 and encodes 155 amino acids. The record is from RefSeq and is a predicted model, not a curated record. The transcript is spliced from 3 exons. Lineage: Eukaryota; Fungi; Basidiomycota; Agaricomycetes; Polyporales; Laetiporaceae.